AUCUCGUACUGCCAACCGAGCGGUACUUUCAAGUCAACCCAAUAUAGAAUUAUAUAUAUUUUUUAUAUUUUUUUCUGGUUUAUUUAUUAAACCCUAAGAUGAGAAUCCUUCAGGAGCAUCAAAUCCAUUUGCUGGAUCCUUCGGAGCUGAUGCGUCCAGAGCCCACGUUUGCCGACAAGAAUCCCUCCAAGUUCCGUGACUAUAGCGUGGACAUAGAGGAUCCUCUCAAGGAACGUGUUCGUCGAACAUAUCGUCAGAUGCACUUGAAUCAAACCGUCGACUUUGUCAAUGGACGCCGUGCUCGCUGGCUAAAGUUCAAUACGAUUAAGAUGACCGUGCGCCAGGCACUGGAGAAGCUUAACGAUUUGGUGGAUGAAUCGGAUCCUGAUCUGGACUUGCCCAACAUAAUACAUGCUUUUCAGGCUGCGGAGCGUGCACGCUUGGACUUUCCCCAACACGAUUGGCUGCACUUGACCGCAUUGAUUCACGAUCUCGGCAAGAUCAUGGCCUUUUAUGACGAGCCGCAAUGGGCAGUCGUGGGCGACACCUUCGCUGUGGGUUGCCGCUGGGGCGACAGCAUUGUCUAUCGGGAGGAAAGCUUUGAGGGUAAUCCCGAUGGUGAGAAUCCCAAGUACAACACCGAAUACGGCAUGUAUGAGCCCAACUGUGGUGUGGACAACUUACUCAUGUCCUGGGGACACGAUGAGUACAUGUAUUCGGUGCUCAAGCACAACAAGACCAAGCUGCCUGAUGUGGCAUGCAACAUUAUACGCUUUCAUUCCUUCUAUCCGUGGCACAAUGGCGGCGACUACAAGCACCUCGAGGCGCCCAAGGAUGAGGAGACCAAGAAAUGGGUGCUCAUCUUCAACCGCUACGAUCUGUAUACUAAGAGCGAGGUUGUUCCCGAUAUUGAUGCACUGUGGCCCUAUUACCAGACAUUGAUUGACAAAUAUCUGCCUGGUGUUCUGGAGUUUUAGACAAUUGUAUAUUAUACCUAUAAACAUAUUUACCUACUUACAUAUAUUGCCAGCAUAAUUCUUACAUUUACAAUAACUUUAUAGUGCACUUGAUGUACCUUGAAAGCUGUUCACUACUGGUCCUUAAGAAUAUCAUGAUACAUCUUUAUAAAUACAUACAUAUUUUAUGCUAUUUCACAAAA
Messenger RNA from Drosophila innubila, 1159 nucleotides. RefSeq names its product inositol oxygenase. The record is from RefSeq and is a predicted model, not a curated record. Bases 99 to 977 code for a protein of 292 amino acids. Gene Ontology annotation, molecular function: iron ion binding; inositol oxygenase activity. Lineage: Eukaryota; Metazoa; Arthropoda; Insecta; Diptera; Drosophilidae. The transcript has 4 exons. Gene Ontology annotation, cellular component: cytoplasm. Gene Ontology annotation, biological process: inositol catabolic process.